Messenger RNA from Tricharina praecox, 1672 nucleotides. RefSeq lists its product as uncharacterized. Gene Ontology annotation, molecular function: metalloexopeptidase activity. The record is from RefSeq and is a predicted model, not a curated record. The transcript has 2 exons. Lineage: Eukaryota; Fungi; Ascomycota; Pezizomycetes; Pezizales; Pyronemataceae. Gene Ontology annotation, biological process: proteolysis. Bases 353 to 1567 code for a protein of 404 amino acids.
CGCCAGUUCGUGCAGCUCAUGCUGUUCUAUGUUUGAUGAAUAAGAUACUCAAGUACCGAUUGCUCUCGAAGCUCUUCCCAUCUUUCAACUGCUCCACAGCUCAGCUCAGCUUUACUAGUACGCGAUGUACCUACUGCGCUAGUAGUUAGUGUCCCGCGCGGAUGAUCUGAAUGGCGUUACCAGCUACCUGGCCACGUGCUUCGUCCCUUAGCGCGCUCUGAGCUCCGAAACACCAACCUCCCCAACCCUGAAGACAGCUCAUCGACCUGAGCUCCAUCGCCCGCCGCGUCCCCUUCCUCAUUCACACCACCAACUACACCAACUACACCAACAGCCCAUCACGAACAUCAUAAUGAAGUCCUUCAUCCCUUUUUCUCUCCUCGCCGCCGCUGCGCUCUCCUCCGCCCUCGUGCUGCCAACUGAAGACCACCAGUUCGCGGCACUGUCAUCCACCUCCUCCGCCGAUUCUGAGCUCCGCCAGAUCCAGCUCUCACCAUUCGAGACGCGAUGGGUAACCGAAGACCAAAAGCUUGAGCUGAAACGCCAAGGAAUCAACUUCAUGGACAUAACCGAGCACCCGUCUCUCGGCCUCCAGAACGCGGUUCUGGCAGCAACUUCACAGAAGCCGACCGUCAAGUUCCCCGACUCGCCCGCCUUCCAGAAAACCAUCAAGCCGUUGCUCUCCACUCUCGACAAGUCCUCGAUCCAGGCCAACCUCGAGAAAUUCACCAGCUUCUACACGCGCUACGCAAAGAGCGACUACGGACGGCAAUCCAGCGAGUGGCUGCAAAACCGCGUCAUCGAGACCGCAGCCGGCUACAAAAACCUCGAGGUGAAGCCGUUUCCCCAUUCCUGGGGGCAGAACAGCAUCAUCGCUCGGAUUCCGGGACGCACGAACAAGACGGUGGUCAUCGGCGCGCACCAGGACAGCAUCAACCUGUUCCUCCCGUCGCUGCUUGGCGCGCCGGGCGCAGACGACGAUGGCUCGGGCACUGUCACCAUCCUCGAGGCGUUCCGCGUGUUCAUCAAGUACCUUGCCGACAGCGGCGAGACGCUGGAGCAGACGGUCGAGUUCCACUGGUACUCUGCCGAAGAGCUCGGACUGCUGGGGUCGCAAGCGAUCUUUAGCUCCUACGAGAAGGAGGGCCGCGAUGUCGUCGCCAUGCUGCAGCAGGACAUGACCGGCUUCGUCGAGAAGACGCUCAAGGCCGGCAAGCCCGAGGCUGUCGGUGUCAUCACCGACUACGUCGACCAGGGCCUGACGGAGUUCAUCAAGAAGGUCAUCACCGAGUACUGCGACAUUCCGUGGACCGCCACCGCAUGCGGAUACGCGUGCUCCGACCAUGCCAGCGCUAGCAAGGCGGGUUACCCCAGCGCGUUCGUCAUCGAGAGCGCGUUCGAGGAUAGCGAUAAUCAUAUUCACACCACCGAGGAUAAGAUUGAGUACCUGAGCUUUGACCAUAUGCUGCAGCAUGCGAAGUUGACUCUGGGCCUGGCGAUGGAGCUUGGGAGCACGAAGAUGUGGUCGGAGAAGAAGAGUGGAGUGGCCGGGUCGCAGGAGUUGUAGACGGACGAUACGACGUUUUGGGUUGAUGAUGGUAACUUCUCUUACUUUACGGUUUUGGUACAUACAAUAUGUAUGGUAGUGGAAUUAAAUGUUUGUUGCAAAUAA